CCCGCGGGAAGGUGGAGCGCGGGCUCUGCGGGACGAGCCUCCCGUGGGUCCCCGCCCCCGUCACGUGGGCCCCUGGCCCGGCCGCAGCCGCUCCGAUCGCUGGUUGGUCGGUGGGUCGGUGGCCGGCAGCUCGGACGCGGACAGUUGCGCUCGGAGGCGGGAGGGACGCCAGCAGCCCGCGCACCUGAGACGCCCGGAGAGGAGCCCGGCACCCAGGAACAAUUGGAAAGCUUCACCUAAUUCAGACGGUCGUCCCAUGUCACUAGGACAGGGAGAAGGAGACUAAGCAGGCCGGAGGUGUCAUGGCGUCAGAUGCUAGCCACGCGCUUGAAGCUGCCUUGGAGCAGAUGGAUGGAAUCAUUGCAGGCACUAAAAAAGGUGCUGACAUUAGCGAUGGUCUCUAUGAGCCCGGCCUGGCCUCCCCGGCCUCCUGCAUGAGCCCCUUCUCAGUGCUCCAUCUCGUCGAGGACUUGAGGCUGGCCCUAGAGAUGCUGGGGCAUCCGCAGGAGAAAGCCGCCCUCCUGAGCCAGAUCCCAGGCCCCACAGCUUCCUUCAUCAAGGAGUGGUUUGAGGACAGCCCGUCCCAGGUAAAUCACCAAGGUGCUGCUAGUAAUGAAACCUACCAAGAACGGUUGGCACGUCUAGAAGGAGAUAAAGAAUCCCUCAUAUUGCAGGUGGGUGUUUUUUGAUGGAAACUGGCUUAUCC
Molecule: messenger RNA, 706 nt
Organism: Erinaceus europaeus (western European hedgehog)
Lineage: Eukaryota; Metazoa; Chordata; Mammalia; Eulipotyphla; Erinaceidae
Gene: PPFIBP2
Product: PPFIA binding protein 2
Exons: 5
Coding region: 303-689 (128 amino acids)
Source: RefSeq, a predicted model, not a curated record